AUGGCACCAGCAGCCCUCCUCGAGACGCCCAACAUCAACGAGAACUUCAACGACCACAAAGAUGGUCUCGCUCUCGAAGCAACGUCGGACGCCGUCGACGAAGUCAACGUCCUCAAGGCCGCAAUGCGAGUGAAGAACGGGACCGCCACCCAAGAGGAAGUCGACAUCUACGAGAAGUCCCAGUUCGACUCGGAGAAGGACAAGACGCAGUUCCGGCAGUACGAGGACGCCUGUGAUCGCGUCAAGAACUUCUACAAGGAGCAACACACCAAGCAGACCGUCGCCUACAACCUCAAGGCCCGCAACGACUUCAACUCCAAGACGCGUGCGGAGAUGACCAUCUGGCAAGCGAUGGAGAAGCUCAACACGCUCAUCGACGAGUCCGACCCGGACACCUCGCUCUCCCAGAUCCAACACCUCCUGCAAUCCGCCGAGGCGAUCCGCCGCGAUGGCAAGCCCAAGUGGUUCCAGCUCGUCGGCCUGGUCCACGACCUCGGCAAGCUCCUCUUCUUCUACGAUGCUCGGGGCCAGUGGGAUGUCGUGGGCGACACCUUUCCCGUCGGCUGCCGCUUCGACGAAUCCAUCAUCUACCCGGGCACCUUCGAGGAGAACCCCGACAUCAACGACCCCAUCUACAGCACCCAGCACGGCAUCUACACCCCGGGCUGUGGCAUGGACAACGUCAUGCUCAGCUGGGGUCACGACGAAUACCUGUACCACAUCUGCAAGGAGCAGAGCACUCUGCCCGAUGAGGCCUUGGCCAUGAUCCGAUACCACUCCUUCUACCCCUGGCACUCGGCCGGCGGCUACCAGUGGAUGAUGAACGAGAAGGACGAGAAGAUGUUCCAGGCCGUCAAGGCUUUCAACCCCUACGACCUGUACAGCAAGAGUGACGAUAUGCCUGACGCGGAGGAGCUCAAGCCGUACUACAUGGAGCUCAUCAACACCUACUUCCCCCCGAGGGCGGGCGAGACAGAGCGUGUCAUCAAGUGGUAG
This is a messenger RNA of Lecanosticta acicola, 996 nucleotides long. Lineage: Eukaryota; Fungi; Ascomycota; Dothideomycetes; Mycosphaerellales; Mycosphaerellaceae. The record is from the annotation of a GenBank genome assembly.